AUGGCUCCCAAGAAGCAGGGUGGAUAUGAUGACAAGAAAGACAAGACGGAUACGAAGGUUAAGGACACCAAGAAAGAGCAGGACAAAGAGUCAGAGCCGGUACAACACCCAGAGGCAAGGUCUUCGAACGAGUCAAUGUUUGCCCCAGCCAAUGUGAACAACAACAUUGAGGAACUCACGAGCGAGUUCAACAAGUUGAGUUUGGCUGAGCAGUUGGUGGUUGCCAAGAGUUUCGAGAGCUUCAACGAGCAGUUCAAGAAACGCAAGAGUGCCAUCAAGAGCGUCAAGCAAAUCCAGCAAAAGAUUGAAAACUCCAACAAGAAGAAAGACCCCAAAGAAAAGGAGCUCAGCGAGCGCUACAAGAAGACGCCGUUGAUGGUGAGGGUCUGGUUUGAAGGGCAAGUGUAUGAGAUUGAGAUCUUCCUGAGCGACCGUUUGGGUACUCUCAGACAGUUGCUUUGUCGCAAGCUUGGACUAAAGAAAGACCAGAAGAUGGGCUUCCAGAUGGACGGACAGCCCCUUUUGAAAAAGGAUGACCAAGAGCCCAGCAACACGACAUUCCUCUACACGCUGAACAACAUCCAGAACGGUGCUGAGCUCACGCUUUCGUUGAUUGAGAGCCCGCACGGUGUCAACGACGACAACGGCGACAACGACGACAACGAUGAGGUCAUUGGCUCGGACGAUGUCAAUAACCAGUCGGGGAGCUCUGAUGAUGACACUGAACAGUAG
This is a messenger RNA of Effrenium voratum, 732 nucleotides long. The record is from the annotation of a GenBank genome assembly. NCBI's taxonomy places the organism in Eukaryota, Dinophyceae, Suessiales, Symbiodiniaceae.